AUGAAUCUCAACAGUCAAACUAAAACUAAAACGCAAAGAGCAACCUACACCUCGCGUUUCAAAUCCGCAAGCAAGGAAAACUUACCAAAGACACCAGGCAGUGGUGGUCUACUAUCAGGUGGAGGGAAUACUAAAACCGCUAUUCCGGUGUCUACAAACACUUCUAAUGCAAAGAAGAGACAAGUCAUUAAUUCGGGGUUAAAAACACCUAUAAUCAGUAGCACAGUCUCUUCUCGUAUUGGCAGUACUUUAAGAAAUCCCUUGAGUCGUAUUUCGUCUGUGUCUACACCGAAGAACACUAGCGCAAUUCCUUUGUCAAAGCCCACCGUAUUAUCAUCUGCUUUCUCAAAAAGCAAAUCUCAGAAUCUGUCUGUAUCUGGAAAUGUUAAAUCUAAAAGAGUGACUUUUGCUGUAAAUGUUGAACCCAAAAAACCUGCUGCUGGGACUAAAUCGUCUCUAAUGCCAGCCAAAAAAUCAACAAUUUCUUCAAGUUUUAUAAGACCAAAAUCAACAGCCAUAAAUCUCUUCUCUAAUCUACAACCACCUCCUGGAAGUAUACGAAAACCAACUUUAAAGAAUAUUUCUAAUACGCCUAAUUUGAAACGUCCAAUACGUAAUACCGCGGCAACGACAACAAAAACAUCGAAAAAAGCCGUCAUUAACACACCUAUCACAAAGAGACCUUCGACGAUUUCUUCCUCCACGACGGUGUCACGAAAAUCGUCAAUUUCUAUCGAACCCAAAAUUCGUGGUCUGUCAAGUGUUCGCAGAUCCCCAGCUAAUAAAUCACAAAUAAAAUUUAAGCCAGAUGCAUCGGCAUUGAAAGAAAUAGUUGCCAGUGAAACUUCCAGUGAUGUUGAUAAAAAGAGGCAGUUAUUAACAUCAUCUCUCUUGGGUAAUCGAUCGAGAUCUUCUAUCGGAGUUAGGGGUUCUUUAAGACUUUCGCAGGCAACGUCAUCUUAUGGUCAUCGCGUCGAGGAACACCGUGAAUCGCAACGAGUAUCAAUACUUGGAGCUGCAAUUCGAGUAAUGCGCCCUAUUCAAGAAGAAUCACAGAAAAAAACAUUGUCAAAUAUCCGAGAAUCAUUGUUGGUCAAACCAGUUACUUCAACGAGGACUCUUACCGAACGCCAAAUAAAAUUUAAGCCGGAUGCAUCAGCAUUGAAAGAAAUAAUUGCGAGUGAAACUUCCAGCGAUGUUGAUAAAAAAAGACAGCUUUUAACAUCAUCAUCUCUCUUGAAUAGUCGAUCGAGAUCUUCUAUCGGAGUUAGAGGUUCUUUAAGACUCUCACAAGCAGCAUCAUCUUAUGGUCAUCGCGUCGAGAAGCACCGUGAAUCACAACGAGCAUCAAUACUUGGAGCUGCAAUUCGAGUAAUGCGCCCUAUUCAAGAAGAAUCACAGAAAAAAGCAUUGUCAAAUAUCCGAGAAUCAUUAUCAUUGGUCAAACCAGUUACCUCAACAAGGACGCUUACCGGCCGUCAAUCAUUAUUGUUCACUCGAACCAUCAAAGGCACGGUUUAA
Molecule: messenger RNA, 1521 nt
Organism: Ambispora leptoticha
Lineage: Eukaryota; Fungi; Glomeromycota; Glomeromycetes; Archaeosporales; Ambisporaceae
Source: the annotation of a GenBank genome assembly